Folsomia candida is the source of this 1944-nucleotide messenger RNA. RefSeq lists its product as uncharacterized. Bases 47 to 1699 code for a protein of 550 amino acids. The record is from RefSeq and is a predicted model, not a curated record. The transcript has 4 exons. NCBI's taxonomy places the organism in Eukaryota, Metazoa, Arthropoda, Collembola, Entomobryomorpha, Isotomidae.
AUCUGCAUUUAUAACAGAACGUAGAAGAGCUGAUUAUACAAAAGAAAUGGGAGAAAAACAGGUCUUUGUGUGUCUGCUUCUUGCAGUCGCCACAAACUUCCGGUGGACAUCCGCUCAGCCAGAGCAAUCAUCAGAACAAGCGGAUACCAAAGGACUUUUCUCCUUCGGGUCAAGUAGUGAUCAAGCAAACGACAACCAAGACGAUCCCGGUCACACAUUUAGCUACGAGUUUCUCUCCCCACAAAAAAUCCUCACUGGAUGUUCUGGGACCAAGUAUGCGAACGGGGACGUGAAACGGGUUUACUACUUUGUGGACGCGACGGGAAAGAAGAAGUUCAUCUUUCCUCAUAAAGCCGUCGAGGUCGUUUUCCCAUCCCCCGCUGGACUUCCUGGACUAACGAGAAGUCAAAAGGUCCACAUGUCUGAGAUGUGUUUUCCAACCCCGUGCAAUGUUCAGGGCGUCUGUUCUCCAGGAAGCACAAUUGGGCCAACAGGAUGGAGUUUACCAAAAUUUCCUUGGCUUCCUUGGGGCAAUGGUGGGAAACAAAGUGUUUAUUCCUUCAAUCUCACUUCGCAUGGAUCUGCAGAAGCGGCAUUGACCUCUAAUUCGGCCAACUUAGCUUUCGGAAUGUCAACAAAUAUUGGUGGUCAUAAGAAAGACCCAGUUACUCCUGGGUGGACCAGUACAACUACUCAACCUCCGUCGACCACAAGUGGGUGGACCAGUGGGUGGACUAGCUCAUCAACAGCUCAACCUUCAUCAAGUGGGUGGGCAUCCGUUUCGAGCGAAGCAGAAUCUGCAGCCCAAGUGUCCGUCGGGAGCGGUGGUACUGUGUCGGCAAGCGCGGAGGCAGAAGCAGAGGCAGAAAUUUCCUUGGGUGGCGUUGCUUCUGCUUCCGCCGAAGCAGAAGCUUCUGCUGCUGCAAGUGGUGGAUGGGGUUGGUCUUCCACUACACCGACCACGACGACUUGGGGAUGGAAGCCACCACCUACAACGACGACGACCACGACUGUUCCAUCCCCCACGCCUGGAUGGGGUUGGUCAACCACAGUCCCUUCGACCACUACUGGCUGGGGAUGGUCAACUACGACGACACCAACUACUUCGACUGGCUGGGGAUGGUCAUCUACGACGACACCAACUACGACGACUACUACAUCCGCUCCUCCAUGCAACACCACAACAGAAGAACCUACCACUGAACCACCCACAGAACCGCCAACCACCGAGCCACCAACAACGACAACAGGAGGCUGGUCAUCGUCAUCUUCUACAACGACAACUCCUGGUCCUGACUGUCCUGGAGAAUGCAAUUGCUGCGAUAAAUGUCCCAUUUCAAAAUUUGUUGAAAAACUUGCUAGUUCAGGAUUUGGCAACAACAAUCCCACACCACCAAUGAACCACUGGGCAUCUGGAACGUGGAAUUCCUACUCAGUCCCCCAUCCCAACUGGCCUUUCGCUCGAAAUGAUCACAAAACGCCGAAAGAAGAAGACAGAAAAACUCCCAGCUUCUUUGCAAAUCUUCCAGGUGCAAUUAACGGUCAAGUUCCGGUCAUCUAUUACCCAUCCUGCGAUGUGAAUGCCUACUACCAACCUGCCAUCAUCAACUAUUGCUCGGGAUGGAGUAAAGACGAUUACAAACGGUCCAUACCUGCAGAUGAACUAAAUGAAUCUGGAAAAAAGGCCGUAGAUUCUUAGGCUACAAAAAACCUCGGCUUUAAUAUCUAUGUAUUUUCAUGUCUUUCGCCUGUCAUGUACUAAUGCAAAUAAUGGUGCAAUCUUACUCACCAAUUUUUUCCGUAGUCAAACAGAAUGGAAAAAACCAAUCCGAAAUUUAAAAGAAAGUUCUCAUAAAUAAAUAGCAAUAGUGGUUUAUAUUGUUACAUUUUCACCCUAACAUACAAAUGAAUUUACAUGACGUUAAUUAAAUUACUCCAAAUCAA